This is a messenger RNA of Brassicogethes aeneus, 1893 nucleotides long. The record is from the annotation of a GenBank genome assembly. NCBI's taxonomy places the organism in Eukaryota, Metazoa, Arthropoda, Insecta, Coleoptera, Nitidulidae.
AUGAAUAAAAUUAUUGAUACCACAACUAUACCCGAAUCAUGGAAGUUAUCUAAGGUUGCACCCGCCCUGAGCCAGGAGGAUAACGAAGCGGCAAUUCCUCCCGAGGAGGACGAGGGGGGGACGCAGCAGGCGGACUUGACGACGACGUCGACGUCGACCGCGACGACGCCGCCGCGACCUGAGACGACAACAAUUAUUAAUGCUCCAAAUAGCAUCGAGAUACUACAGAUCUACGUGCCGGCGGGACAAAGCAAUGCGGUCAAAUUGAUCUGGGGUCACAACACAGACCAGCAGUUUAAUUUCACUUACGGCAUUCAUUACGGAAUCGAAGAGGAGGAACUUAGUUCUAUAGCUAAUAUUUAUCCCGAAAACCUAUUACUAACUAUGUUACCUAAAAUAUAUCUAUCGAUCAGAGAACUAGCAUUGCCGAAAAUAUUAAAGGCGAGAAAAGAAUCAAAAUGUUCGAGAUUACGGGAAUUAAAGCUUCCACAACUAAAUACUGAAGCAUUACAUUUUUACGAGUUAAUUCACUGGGCGACAGAAAAGUGUCACACCCAAGCAGUGGAACGCUGUGUAAAACUGGUUAUAACCAGUAUACUGAAUCUUCAGUCUCGGUUUGUGAAUCGGAAGCAAGAAAUGGUUUCAUCAGAACAAGAAUUAAAGUCAGAAAAUAAUUACCAAAUUUUGAUACCAAAUGUCAAUGCAAAAAAUACAACGAACGAGCUGAACGCGCUGAUAGACAACCUAGAAUACUGCACGAUGUACCAUUUCGCUAUUAGCGCUAAUAGCGAAAACAAAAUUAACCAUAACGAUAUUCGAAGCAUAGUAACAGAAAUAAACCGUGAGAACCCACCUGUGGAUUUUCAAGUUGAUUUUCAGCCAGGAGAGCAGCCCUGCUUAUUAAUAAGAUGGUCUUCGUCUUGCGCCAACUAUAUGGAACCUAUCAGUUACAAUGAUAGAAACCACUGCAGUGACUGCAGAGACUUGGGAUUACACCCCUAUAGGAUCCAGUUGACCCAAGAGCUCAAUCCAAACGAUCAUCUUUUUCGUCGACGUUUUGCUAAGCGGUGGAUCGCAUCGUACCUUGCGAAUAGAAAGCAAAUAGUGGAAAUUACCAAAAAUAAUUGUAAAUAUUUAUCAAAUGCGGUAGACGUAAAAAUAGGGAUUCCGCAAGCAGAUGACACAAAUCUGGUAGUAGCAUCAAAAAAUGUAAAUAGUGUCACAUCUAAAAGCAAUAGGUUUAUCCGACAGGAUAGGGAUUGGUUCACUAAAAACCGCCUUAUUUUAAAUGAACAAAAAACAAAUUGUAUUUUAUUUAAAACUAAAAUGUUCAGUAUUAUAACGCCUGUAAAUGUCAACUUAAACAACAAUGUAUUAAAUAUUUCCGCGAAUACCAAAUUUCUAGGCUUAUAUAUUGAUGAAAACUUAGACUGGUGCAAACAUAUUCAAGAGCUGAACAAAAAACUUAAUAGCGUACACUUAAAUCUUGAUUUAAAUGUAAUAAAAACAGUGUAUUUUGCCUAUUUCCAAUCUGUGCUAAGGUUUGGAAUAAUCUUUUGGGGCCAAUGUAAGGAUAUUCAAGCCAUCUUUGUGGCUCAAAAGAAUUGUUUAAGAACUAUGUUAGGUUUUAAAUAUGGAGAAUCAUUAAGAGGGCAGUUUAAGAAACAUAAAAUACUUACGGUGACAGCGGUGUAUGUGUUUAAAAUUCUGAUGUUUAUAGAUUUAAGAUUGAACUCUGAACGUACUCGAGCUUUAAAAUACCCGAGACUACGUUUAACCAUUUUUGAAAAAGGGUGUUUCUAUGCGUGUAUUGUUAUGUAUAAUAAAUUGCCUAGUUAUAUCCAAUCGGUGUCCAAACUGCCUGUUUUAAGAGCCUUGCCAUGGAAUAUUUAA